This is a messenger RNA of Zophobas morio, 1611 nucleotides long. Its product is annotated as DDT domain-containing protein DDB_G0282237-like. The record is from RefSeq and is a predicted model, not a curated record. The coding region runs from base 231 to 1538 and encodes 435 amino acids. The transcript has 19 exons. NCBI's taxonomy places the organism in Eukaryota, Metazoa, Arthropoda, Insecta, Coleoptera, Tenebrionidae.
AACAACAUAAAUAUGACGUAGUGCGCUGCAGUGACCAAAAGUUUUACAGAAAUAUUAAUGGAACACAACUUAAUCGCCAGAAAAAUCCACUUACGAAAAAUAUUAUACGACAAUUUAUACGAGAAGUUGCAUAUAAAGACCGCUAUGUGGGGGCCCCGUGGAUAGUCAGUAGUAAACUUGUAGAUAAAUACGAUCUUCUGAAAGAAGUUCCAGCGAAAUAUUUGGUUGCCAUGAAUAAAAAUAUGAAAAAAGUUCAACUUCAACGAGAGAGGGAGAGAGAAAAACUUGAAAAUAGAAAUAACGAGAAAUAUAAGCAACAUAAAGAGAAAGUCGUCUACCCUAUUGAAGAUUCUGAACUUCCCGUUGAUCCUCGCUUGAACAAGUUUCCCAUUCCGUCCUUUUGUAUGACCGAUUUUUCGCCGGAACAAUUUAGCACGCUUUUGUUUACGUGGCAUUUUUUGUGGUAUUUCCAGAAGCCUUUAAAAUUGCUGUCUUUCCACGUGGAAGAUUAUGAAGAUGCACUUUUGGCUGAGGGAUUUUCGCCUCUUCUGUUGAACAUCUAUUGCUCUCUUCUAAGUAUUUUAUUGCUGAAGCAUAGCAUCCAGCAAGCACUAAACGAGCACAACUGGGAUAAUACUAUAAAAGUGUAUUUAAAAGCGCGAGCGCAAGAGACUUUCUAUGAAACUGAUGUUCCUAAGGAACUAAAAAAACUUGAGGAUUUUAAGAGUUUGAGCAGCUCACAACGUCUUUUGUUAAUAAAAAUGUUUAUUGACGAUGCCGUUUGUAGCGAGCCCAUUCGCGGCUUCAUUCAAAGCGCGAUGGAUACGUGCUGUGAGGCUACAAAAGAAAGGAGAGUUGAACGGGCCUCUUAUAGAAAAUCAUGCGCUGAAAGAGAAAGGAUGCGUAAAGCUUCUCUGGCUGAUGCCAGAAACACCGCAUCGACUUCUGAGGAAUCCAACGACGAGGAUUUCAAGGAUACUAAAAACUUUACUGAUUCGCUUUUAGCUACAACGAACAAAGCACCGCGAAGGGCAGUGCUACAGUAUAAAAAAAUGUUAGAAGUUGAGGAGUUAAGGAUACAGCAAGCCCUUGAAGGAAAAAAAAGAGAAGAAACCUUAAAAAAGGCUAAACGACGGCGGGAAGAGGAGGAUUUUAAAAAAAGUCUUGAAGAAGAAAAGGAAGAUCAAGAAAGAGAAUAUAAAUAUCGUGAACUUCUUUUAAAACUUGGGGGGUACCGCUGCAAGCCGUUGGGCGCAGAUCGUAGACGAUCUUUGUAUUAUCUUUUUGAUAGCCGAAUUUAUGUCGAAGAUGUUGAGGGUAAGUGGGGCUAUUAUGCACUUCCUAGUGAGUUGGAACAGUUGUUGGGUUACUUAAACACAAAAGGCAAAAGAGAACUUAAAUUUCAUCAAACCCUUAUGGAGAACUUUUCAGUGCUGCAAACUUGCAUCAAAGAAAGACAAGAAGAAUUUGAGGGAGAUAAUCAAAUUCGUCAUAGUGCCAGAAUUCAGAAAAAAUACUUAAAAGAAACUUCUAAGUAGAAACUCAUAUAUAAAAUUUUGGCUGGAAUAUUUGCAAUAUAGAUUGAAAGAAGAGUCCUACUAUUAUUAUGAC